Molecule: messenger RNA, 919 nt
Organism: Maniola jurtina (meadow brown)
Lineage: Eukaryota; Metazoa; Arthropoda; Insecta; Lepidoptera; Nymphalidae
Exons: 4
Coding region: 31-552 (173 amino acids)
Molecular function (GO): peptidase inhibitor activity
Source: RefSeq, a predicted model, not a curated record
CGCGCUGGCUCCGCGCACACAACUACGACUAUGCUGGUGCUCGCUUGUUGCUUCGCGGCGGUGGCGGCUUAUGGCGAAGGAGAGGCUCGACGCGGCGCGCCGCCGGCGGGCACGCUGAGCUCGCUGGGCGCGGGCGAGGAGCGCGCGCCGCCGCUCUACCGCCCCGGCUCGCAGGCGUACGUGGUGUCGCAGUUCGUGAAGCCGCGGCCGCCGCACCAGUACUGGCAGGAGGAGACGGCGGCGACGCUGGAGCCCGAGAACCGCAACUGCCUGCUGUGCGAGGCGCAGGACUCGGGCGCCUGCCGCGCCAUGCCCUCCUGCGUGUACUGCGAGCCCACCGUCACCGCGCUCGCCGAGCGCAGCACGCCGUGCCUGCGCUGCACAGUGAUCAAGAACCCGUUCUUCAAGUGCAUCCCGGGCGAGAAGUACAUGGACGAGUGCGACUCGUGCCGCUGCACGGACGGGCGCGGCGGCCGCUGCACCGACCACUACUGCGAGUUCCGCGCGCUGCAGCUCUACGCGCUCAAGCUGUCCGACGGAGAGUUCUACUGACCUCACCCUCUCCCACACCGUCCUACUCCCUGCCAGUCAACCUGCCACUCAUCCGUACAUCCUCGUCACACAGUGCGGCGCUCUCGGCGCACUGCACAGAGGGCUCCCGGGCGAUGACCGCGGUGGGUGGGCGUCGGGAUAAUCCUUAGAGAAUUGGUGCUAAUACUUUCCCAGUAACUAUUUUCUACCGUGCAUUUAAUAACACAAAUAGUGUAUUCUAAUACUUAAAAUGUUUACUUUCUACUUCCGGCAAGAUCUACUUGUCGACGUGAAGCGCAAUCUUCUUAUGCAAUAAACUCAGUGACGGAUUAACCCUUAAUCAAAUUAAGCAAUUGCCUAGGGCAUCACGUCUGAGGGGGCACCAGAA